AGAGGAACAAAAAUGAAGACAGCUCUCUUAUGUCUCCUCACGACUCUCCUAAUCUCCACCACAGUCUCCACGGUGAUGCGUCUCGAGAUGGCUCACAGAGACACUCUCUUCCCUAACACUCUACGUCGCAUUGACACCAUCAUCGGCUCGGACCAGAAACGCCACAGCCUCAUUUCUCAUAAACGGACAAGUGGAGCAAAGCUGACUCUGAGAUCAGGCUUCGACUACGGAGCAGCUCAGUAUUUCGCCGAGAUCAGAGUCGGAACUCCGGCGAAGAGGUUCAGAGUGGUGGUGGACACAGGGAGCGAGCUGACGUGGGUGAACUGUAGGUUCCGAGGGAAAGGCAAAAAAACAGAGAACCGUCGAGUGUUUAGAGCAGAGGAGUCUUCGAGUUUCAGCAAGAUUGGAUGUUUGACACAGACUUGUAAAGUUGAUUUAAUGAAUCUUUUCUCCCUCUCUAGCUGCCCUACUCCUUCAACUCCAUGCUCAUAUGAUUACAGAUACGUGGACGGGUCAGCAGCACAAGGCGUGUUCGGAAAGGAAACAUUCACAGUUCGUCUCACCAACGGUCGUGUCGCUAGACUCCCUGGUGUACUCGUAGGUUGCACCAACUCCUUCACUGGAGAUAGCUUCCGUGGAGCUGAUGGUGUGCUUGGUCUAGCCUUAAGUGAUUACUCAUUCACUUCCAAAGCCAGUGAUGUCUUUGGUGGCAAAUUCUCUUACUGCCUCGUUGACCAUCUCUCCAACAAAAACGUCUCUAACUAUCUCAUCUUCGGCUCUGCCUCCUCUGACACUAAACUCAACGCUACACGAACCACACCGCUUGAUCUCAAUGUUAUCCCUCCCUUCUACGCCGUCAACGUCAUUGGACUCUCCCUAGGAGAGACCAUGCUAGACAUCCCCUCACAAGUAUGGGACGCAACGAAAGGUGGUGGGACUAUAUUAGACUCAGGAACAAGCCUCACGUUUUUAGCUGACUCUGCGUAUAAAGCUGUGAUCUCGGGGCUUGAGCGUUACCUUGUUGGGUUGAAGAGAAUCAAACCAGAAGGUUUACCAAUAGAGUAUUGUUUUGAUACCACGUCAGGGUUCAAUGAGAGUAAGCUACCGCAGCUGAUGUUUCAUUUCAAGGGCGGUGCGCGUUUUGAGCCGCAUCGUAGAAGUUACCUAGUAGAUGCGGCGCCAGGAGUCAAGUGUUUAGGGUUUGUGUCAGCGGGAGAGCCGGGGACUAAUGUCAUUGGGAAUAUAAUGCAGCAGAAUUAUUUGUGGGAGUUUGAUCUUGUCGCCUCAACUUUGACUUUUGCUCCUUCUACCUGUCUUUAGCUGUUUUUUUUCUCUCUUUGUGGUUAUUACGUUGAUUUAAUUGGCCAUUAUGUUUGUUAAUUGUUAGUGAAUAUUUAUAAACAUGUUCGUUACAAACGUUGAAAUAUAUGCCAUAUUAAUC
Messenger RNA from Eruca vesicaria subsp. sativa (arugula), 1441 nucleotides. NCBI's taxonomy places the organism in Eukaryota, Viridiplantae, Streptophyta, Magnoliopsida, Brassicales, Brassicaceae. The record is from the annotation of a GenBank genome assembly.